Molecule: messenger RNA, 1155 nt
Organism: Fopius arisanus
Lineage: Eukaryota; Metazoa; Arthropoda; Insecta; Hymenoptera; Braconidae
Product: ribonuclease H2 subunit A
Exons: 2
Coding region: 97-1068 (323 amino acids)
Biological process (GO): mismatch repair; DNA replication, removal of RNA primer
Cellular component (GO): ribonuclease H2 complex
Molecular function (GO): RNA-DNA hybrid ribonuclease activity; RNA binding
Source: RefSeq, a predicted model, not a curated record
GGUCGUUCGAACUCUUGAGGUUAUAAAGGAUUUUCAGAGUUUUUUUUUGAGUGUUUCGAGUUUUCUGCAACGAAUUAUCGGAAUUUUCGUAAGAUUAUGGAGGAGGACAGAGGUGAGUCGAACAUGGAAAGCAUUGACGAAGGAAAAUCAACGAGAAUCACCUGUCGUGGGGAUCUCACUCCUUUUUUUGAGAAGAGGGAUCACAGCAUCAAUCAAAUUCAUCAGACUGAGGUCCCUCAGAUCUGCAAAGACGAGCCCUGCCAGCUGGGAGUGGACGAGGCAGGGAGGGGUCCAGUCCUGGGGCCAAUGGUCUAUGGGAUAGCGUAUGCCCCUCUCUCUAGGAAGCAGUUGCUGGUAGAUCUCGGGUGUGCAGACUCCAAGACCCUCACCGAGGACAAGAGGGACGAGAUAUUUGAUAAAAUCUGCGACAACCACGAUGACAUGGGAUGGAUCGUGGAGGCCAUAUCCCCGAACAGCAUCACCACCAGCAUGUAUAGAAGAUCGAAGACGUCCUUGAACGAGGUCUCCAUGAAUUCAGCAAUAGGAUUGAUUAAACGAGCCAUCGAGGCUGGUGCCAACAUUGUGGAGGUGUACGUGGACACUGUGGGAAAACCAGAGAAGUAUCAGGCAAAGCUAAAGGCCAUUUUCCCAGACAUCCCCAAGAUUGUGGUAGCCAAGAAGGCUGACUCGACGUAUCCCAUCGUCUCAGCUGCCAGUAUAUGCGCCAAAGUCUCCAGGGAUCACGCCCUGAGGGCCUGGAGAUUCAGGGAGGGAUCACCAAAGGGUGAGCAUGGCAGUGGAUACCCCAAUGAUCCUCUCACCAAGAAGUGGAUGAGUGAGAACGUCGAUCCUGUUUUCGGAUAUCCACAGAUCGUCAGGUUCAGCUGGUCCACUGCUCAGACCAUCCUGGGGGAGAAAGCGGUUGACGUUGAAUGGGAAGACAUCGAUGACGAGGACCUCCAGACUGAACCCAAUGAGCAGAAGAUCUCCAAAUUCUUUGAGAAGCCUCAGAGGAAGAGCCACGAGUUUUUUACUGAUCGACGUCUCGCUGUAACUCAUGAGCUUUAAAUAGUGAAUUCAUUGUUUUAAUUAUUUCUAAGGCAGCAAUGAAAAAUCAAGUCUUUCGUAAUUUUUUUUUAUAUACAUAAUGUAUUU